AUGUCGCUGAGCAACUGCGUGCGGGCAGCCCCUGGGCCCAGUGGCCCCGAGGACUCGGUGCUGAACGCGGACCGCCCGCCCCCAGAGGCGCAGUUCCCGCAGGAAAGCGUCAACCAGGGGGACCUGACCAGCCCAGCGCAGCAGCUGCCCAGGGCCACACCUACCGAGCCGCCGCCGCAGCCGCAGCGCCAGUCGGUCACCGGCAGCUGGGUGCGGCGGAUGGUGGCGGAGGUGAACGAAGCCGCCCCGCCGCUAGUAGUGGGGCGGCACACGCCAUCCCACCGUGACGACGUGGCGGCGGCGGCGCUGCAGACGGCGCAGCGGCACAUGGCGCAGCAGCAGCAGGGCCAGAAGCAGAGCGGCGGUACACGCAGCGGAGACGGCACGCUCGGCGGCGGCGGCAGCGCGGUGCAGCACCCGCCUGCGCGGCACCCGCUCGGACAACAGCAGCUGCAGCAGCCGCAGCAGCCCCAGCAAUCCACAGCCCUCAGGAUGUUCCACCUGGCGGCCAAGGGGGCGGCGCAGGCACAGAGGCGCGCCAGCAGCCGGCCCGGCGCUGCCGCCGCUGCCGGGCAGCAUCCAGCCCUCGCCCACCUGCCCGCGCCACGUGCCAAGCCCCAGCCCGCAGCCACCGCGCCGGCGCAGCUGGGCCCUCACCAGCACCAGCACGCGCUGCCACUGUUGCUGCCCCUGCUGCAGCUACCGCAGCCGCCACGGGUGCAGGCGAGCGUGAACCAGGCGGGACCUCCUGGCGCCAUGCCGCCGCCGCCGCCACGGGCGCCGCGCUCGGCAGCCGCCACCGCCGUGCUCUCCGCAGCUGGCCCCAGCUGGGACCGCCCCAGGCUGACGGCGGGCGCUGUGGACGCCGCCCGUGCUGCCAUCUCCGGUGGUCAGCCCGAGACGGUGCUGCCGCUGCUGGUGCAGGCGGCGGCGCAGCGCGGGGCGGAGGAGGCGGGGCUGAGCCUGGAGCUGCUCUGCGCCCACCAAGCCAACUUUGAGGCCUUGAAUCCCGUCGCCAGGGGCUCGCGGGCUGUGUCCCUGCUGGAGCUGCUGCGCAGUGCACCGUUUUCCAUGCUGGCGCAUUUCCUGAAGAACAUGUGCAAGUGCUACGGGGCCGGCUCGGGGUGGGCCAAGCCCUGCCUGUGGACGGCGGCCGGCGGCGUGCUGAUGGUCACGCUGCUCACCGCCGCAGCGGCGGCCAUGGGCCUGGUGGCCCUGCAGGGCGCAGCGAGCACCGUCAAGCUGCGGGUCGGCGGCCACGCGCUGACGCUCUCGCUCAGCCGCGAGGCUCCAACAAGCGCAAGCGGCAGCAGGGGCCGCAUCUGGGGCGCGGCCGGCUCCACCAGGGGCCUGCCCUGCCGGGCCAGCGGCUACUGCAGCCUGGGCAGAUCCAAGGUGUGGAGGGGGGAUGUCGCAACCAACCGGGCGCUGCAAGCGAUGCUGAAGGCUGUGACUUACAAGAAGGAGCUCAUCGUCGUGAUGAGCUCCCUCACCGGCUUCCAUCGGGAGCUGGCUCUGAAUGCCCUCCAGUCUGCUGAGGCGCUAGGCUAUGGGCAUCAUGUUCUGCUGGCGCCGCAGUCCGCCGGGUGCGACAGGAUCCCGCCGCCGUUUGCCGCCACCACCAGCUGCGUGUGGGACUCCCGGCCCAUCGUGCACGUCAACGAGGUGUUCAAUAGCUUCUACAGGCGCUGGGACUUGUAUGCUCGUGUCGUGAGGAUGGGCUACAAUGUCCUCUCCCUGGACUCAGAUACCAUGAUGGUGGCGGACUUCUAUUCCUUCGUCAAGUCGCCGCCAUUCUCCCACUACCAUGCCCUGUUCACGAUGGAUGGGGUCAGCUGUGGGAUCGUGUACACACAGAAUGCACACCCCUCGGGCCCCACGGUGUGGAUGGCGGUGGAACAUGCCUACCGCACAAGCAGGCAGCGGGAGAACAUGACGCACAUGCAGGCGCUGUACAAGGGCUGGACGGAGGCAGACACCUGGGAGCAGCUGAUGUGGAACCAACUGGCCACCGUGAUCCACGGCCGCCCUUUCCACCACCUGUGGGAGAAGACGCCUGCGGAGUGGAGGCAGGAGUGGCAGCUGCAGGGAUUCAAGCUGUGGGAAAACAAAACGCUGGACAUCGAAGUCACCUGGCCCGCAGAGUGGCGGAAUGUCUCGGGGGUGGGCCAAGGGCUGCUGCGUGUGGUGGACAACCUGGCACUGCCUGUGGUGGAGGAUGCCUGGUGGCAGCGCCACUCCCAGUACUUCUACCCGCCCAGCCCCGGCAACGUGUCUGCCCAGUUUCUGGAGCUCAUCCACUCCUCAUCGGAUCAGCCGUUGUACGAGCCGGGCAAGCCCUGGGCGCCCCCGGCGGACCUCCCGCAAGAGCAUUUUGCCUUCCUCCCGGGGUGGUUUGCCCAUGGCUACAUCGGCCGUGGCAAUCUGGGGUACUGGGACAUCAAGCCGCCCGCGGCGGUGAUUCUGCACAAUGUGUGGAUGCCAGGAGCCGUCGUGUGGAAGUCGUACCCCUACAAGGCAGCGGGCCUGUUCCAUUGGGAGGUGGCAGAGGCGGUGCGGGGCCACAACCUGCUGGGGCUGGCCGACCCCAAGCUGCUGAUGCUGGCGCCCGGGGUGCAGCUGUUUGCUGAGACGGAGCAGGCCUUCCUAGAUGCAGUCCAGCAGCUUGUGCGGCUGGCGGGCAUGAUGGGGCGGCAGCUGGUGAUGCCCAACCCGCCCUGCCACAGCGUGUGGGUGGGCCUCGCCAGGAACCUAGAGUACCCGCACCCCUGGCUGCCGCUCUGGAAGUACCACUACGACGUCUUCCAGGCAAGCUGUGGCGUCAUCCAGCUGGCAGACGCCACGCAGCCAGGCGGCAACGCCACCUACUGCCACUGGCUGCGCGGCCUGACAGCCAAGUGCAUGGCGGCGGUGCCACCCCAUGCCGACGCCCUCGCUUUCUUGGAUCGCUGGAAGGAUCGCGGACAGGCGGCGCCCAACAAGAACAACACGCUAUGGCAUGCUGAGUGGCAGGCUGCGGGGGGCGCCGCAGGGCCGCCGCCCAGGCCACCCGCCGCCAUCACCACGCCGCAGCCCCAGGUUGCAGUGCCCGACGCCGAGGCGGUGGUGGCGGCAGCUGCUGCAUUCACCACCUGGCCGGUGCUGUUCCUCGGGGCGGUGCCUGUGCUGGGUCGCACUGACACGCUGCAGGGGCUGGAUGAGGUGCACAAGGGGUGCGAGCUUUUUGCAGACCAGCCCCCCACGCUGGAGCCUUACGAUCCGGCAGGCGUUAGCGAUGCAAGGCAGAGGUGGCUGAACGGCACGCUGUGA
Molecule: messenger RNA, 3309 nt
Organism: Chlorella variabilis
Lineage: Eukaryota; Viridiplantae; Chlorophyta; Trebouxiophyceae; Chlorellales; Chlorellaceae
Exons: 17
Coding region: 1-3309 (1102 amino acids)
Source: RefSeq, a predicted model, not a curated record